Messenger RNA from Ostrea edulis (European flat oyster), 1780 nucleotides. RefSeq lists its product as uncharacterized. Bases 634 to 1323 code for a protein of 229 amino acids. Lineage: Eukaryota; Metazoa; Mollusca; Bivalvia; Ostreida; Ostreidae. The record is from RefSeq and is a predicted model, not a curated record. The transcript is spliced from 4 exons.
UUUGUGGAUGUAAGCGACAACCGGAAGCAGGACAUCGCACCGGACAAACAACCACGAUUGUGACGAUAUAGCGUUAACUAUAUCUCAUCAAAUAACUAUGCCAGUGAAACAUUGCUGUUAUGGAAAUUGUAUUAGUGACUCUAGAUAUAUCGGUAAACGACCAGAAAUGAAUGGUGUCUUCUUUCUACCGUUCCCGAAACCAAAAACACAGUUCGAAAAGUGCCAACGAUGGGUUCGGCUUUGUGGGCGAAAAUAUUUUGGCGUGGAAAAUAUAACCAAGGACACCUAUAUUUGUUGUAAGCAUUUUGUGGGUGAGAAGGGGCCUACUACAUUUCACCCAGAUCCCUUGCCAGCCGCAGCUACGGAAUUUGAACGGAAAAGAUUAUCCAGUAAACGCAAGAGGAAGGCUCCUUCAGAAAGAAAGAAUGAAACACCUGUUACUAAAAGUAGAAAAAGACUUAUUUAUGAGGAACCCGAGGAAGACUUGACCCAGGAAGCAGACUUAAAUGAAGGCAUCGAGUCUAAUCACCAGGAUUUGGAACAUUUGACCAUAUUUAUUCAAAAAAGAAACCAGAGACAGGGGAAUGUAUUACAGAGCCAGAGUCUGAAGAAACUGCAACUUCAAUCUUAUGGAUGCCUGAAGCUGAUGUUUAUAUAGACCUUACAGAAGAUGUUACAGUAGAGGUGACAGCAUCUUACUGUGAUUCACAGACUCAAACUGACGAUAAUGCUAUGGUUACCAGUGUCGAUACAAAAGAAAUAGAAGUGCAGACAGAAAUUUGUUUGGAUAACUUAUGUGAAUUUACAACUGAAGAUUUCCAGAAACACACCAAUAUCACAAGAAAGUUAUUUAUGAAAUCAGUGCUCAAAGAUGACGAAUCUUGUAAAUUCUACACAGGACUGACAAUAGCAAUGCUCACUUAUGUGUUCACAUGGCUGCAAAAGAAGGCAGAAAAACUCAACUACUGGAGAGGUCAAGACACAACAGAAUCUAAAACUAACAUUAAAGUUGGACCGAAGAGGAAACUAACAACUAAGGAGGAAUUUAUCAUAACACUUGUUAGACUGAGAAGAGACUUUGAUGUGGAAGUAAUAAGUGAUUUAUUUGGAGUGCAUCCAUCUCAAAUAAGUAGAAUUUUCACAACUUGGAUCAAUUUUUUGUACGCAGAAUUGAAGUUUCUUAUUUCAUGGCCAUCCCGAGAACAAAUUGCUUCCAAUAUUCCAAAGGCAUUCAAACAUUUUCCAACGACAAGAUCAAUUAUAGACUGUACAGAGUUCUUUGUACAAAAGCCAAGUCUGCCCUCUUCUCAGCGUGUAACAUGAUCUCAGUACAAACAUCACAACACUUUUAAAGCACUAAUUUCAAUUUCACCUACUGGAACUUUCACCUUUAUUUCCAAAUUAUUCACAGGAAGUAUUUCAGAUCGUCGCAUUGUUGAAGAGAGUGGCUUUUUGGAGAAAAUAGAGCACGGUGAUGACAUUAUGGCUGACAGGGUUUUUUUAAUACGUGAUAUGUUAGCCAGACGAUCUGCCACUUUAAACAUACCACCGUUUUCUAUGGGAAAGCAGUUGAGUAGUCGUGCCGUAACAAAGACACGCAGAAUUGCAAGUGCUCGCAUUCAUGUGGAGCGUGCAAUAGGCAGGUUAAAAACAUUCAAAAUUUUGCAAGGAGUUAUGCCUCUUAAACUGCAUGCAUUGUUUGAUCAAAUUGUAGGUGUGUGUGGAGUGUUAUGUAAUUUAGAUACACAACUAGUGAAGUAAAGUUAAUAAAUUAAGAAAU